CACGGAUGCUUAAACAAUCAGUACCUUCAUAUUUUAAUCUUUGAAGGAUUAACAUAAUCCAUGCAAGUUACGUUCCAAAGAGCUCAUUAAGUACAGUCUUCAGCUUGAUUCUUCCCCAACAUCAAGCCAGAAAUUUUUCAGCUCCAACCAGCUUUCAUGGCUUCAUCCCUUCUCAAAACAUUUCUACUCCUCUCUGCAAUCUUCUGUACAAGAUCAUGGGCUGUUAUCUCAUCAUCUUCUUCUUCUACUGCUACCUUAGAUACUCAUUUGGUUUCUAUAAAAUCUGUCUGCAAAUCCACACCAUACCCAGAUGCCUGCUUCGACUCGUUGAAGCUCUCCAUUUCAGUCGAUAUCAAUAUCACUCCAAACAUCCUUAGCUACCUUCUUCAGACACUGCAGAUUGCAAUCUCAGAAGCGGGCAAGGUCUUGGAUCUCUUCUCCACCAUUAAUGGAGACUCGGGCAUUGUUGAAAAGCAACGAGGAGCCAUCAGAGACUGCAAGGAGCUCCACCAAAUUACAAUCACUUCUCUGCAGAGAUCCAUGUCCUGGAUCCAGUCAGACGAUGCCCGUAAGCUAUCUGAUGCUAGAGCUUUCCUCAGUGCAGCUCUCACCAACAAGAACACCUGUUUGGAGGGUCUUGAUUCUGCAACAGGUCCUCUGAAACCAGUCUUAGUCCAGUCCAUCAUCAGUUCUUACAAACAUGUUAGUAAUUCACUCUCACUUUUGCCUAAGCCUGCCCCACAGAAAAUGAAAGGUGGGUCGAACAGGCGCCUCAUGGGCUUCCCGGCUUGGUUGUCCCCGAGAGAUCGCCGGAUAUUGCAGAGCUCCGGCGGAGAUUACAAUCCAAGCGACAUAAUUACAGUGGCUAAGGACGGUACCGGAAACUUCACCACCAUUACUGCUGCUAUUAAUUUUGCUCCCAGUUACAAAAGUGACAGAAUAAUUAUAUAUGUCAGAGAAGGAAUUUACAAGGAAAAUGUGGACAUCCCAAGCUUCAAGACUAACAUUGUACUCUUGGGAGAUGGUGCAGAUAGCACGGUAAUUACAGGCAGCAGAAGCAUGGGUGAUGGUUGGACUACUUUCAGCUCUGCAACUCUUGGUGUCUCCGGAAAUGGGUUUCUAGCACGGGACAUGGCCUUCAUGAACACGGCAGGGCCCGGAAAACAGCAGGCCGUCGCCUUGCGGGUGAAUGCCGACUUAUCGGCAGUCUACCGGUGCAAGAUUGUGGGGUACCAAGACACACUGUAUGUUCAUUCCUUCAGGCAAUUCUAUAGGGAGUCCGACAUCUAUGGGACUGUGGAUUUCAUCUGUGGAAAUGCAGCUGUUGUCUUCCAGGGCUGCAACAUGAUAGCAAGGCUGCCCAUCCCGGGGCAAUUCAAUGUGAUCACAGCUCAGGCCAGAGACAACCCAGAUAUGGACACUGGGAUCUCCAUUCAGAACUGUUCAAUUCUUGCCUCAGACGACUUAUCCUCUAAAUCUGGUAGUGUCAAGAGUUACCUGGGGAGGCCAUGGACAACAUACUCGAGGACUGUGUACAUGGAAUCCUACAUUGACAGCCUCAUUGAUCCCAGUGGAUGGGUUGAGUGGUCUGGUGAUCAAGGAUUAGAUACACUGUAUUAUGGAGAGUAUGAGAAUAGUGGGCCAGGUUCAGACACUGAUGGACGAGUCACCUGGCCAGGGUACCACAUAAUGGACUAUGAGGAUGCAAGGGCUUUCACCGUCUCAGAGUUCAUCGCCGGCGACCAGUGGCUGGACUCAACUUCAUUUCCUUAUGAUGAUGGGGUUUGAUUUUUCUUUUUUUUUUUUUUUAUGGAUGUGUGCAGUUCUAUAUAUGGAAAUUAUUUACUGCAAAUCUUUGUAACUGCAUUUAUUUCUCUUUGUGAACUAUAACAAAAUUUUCAUGGUAUGAAAGGAAGGAAAAUAUAUAUA
This is a messenger RNA of Nelumbo nucifera (sacred lotus), 1929 nucleotides long. Its product is annotated as putative pectinesterase/pectinesterase inhibitor 12. The record is from RefSeq and is a predicted model, not a curated record. Lineage: Eukaryota; Viridiplantae; Streptophyta; Magnoliopsida; Proteales; Nelumbonaceae. Gene Ontology annotation, biological process: cell wall modification. Gene Ontology annotation, molecular function: enzyme inhibitor activity; pectinesterase activity.